AUGACAACCGUGAUCGAAACCUGCCGUAUUCCUCCUUCACAAGGCGCCGCCGCCGAGCUGUUCCUGCCGCUCUCUUUCUACGACAUGACUUGGCUGCAUUUCAAUCACACCCGCCGCCUCGUCUUCUACAACCACCCAUGUUCAGAAGCCGAAUUCUCCAACACCAUUGUUCCAAACCUCAAACACUCUCUCUCUUUAGCUCUCAAACACUAUCUCCCUGUCGCCGGAAACCUCCUCUACCCUUCCGACACCGACACCGACAAACCGGCUUUCCGAUACAUCUCCGGCGACUCUGUCCCACUCACGAUCGCCGUUUCUGGCCUCGAUUACAACGAGCUCGUCGCGAAUCACGCUAGAGAAGCGGAUCAGUUCUAUGACCUCCUUCCUCGGACGCCAGCAAUGUCCGAGGAAGAAAAUUACAAAAUUAUCCCUCCCAUCUCUCUGCAGGUGACUCACCUUCCGGGCAGGGGAAUCUGCUUAGGUUUGAGCAAUCACCAUAGCCUCGGUGACGACAGAUCAAUCUUAGGAUUCAUAAAGGCGUGGGCUGUGAUCAACAAAUCCGGCAAUGAUGAGGCGUUUGAUUCUAGAAACGGAGAAUCUCUGCCGAUUUUCGAGAGACUAAUUUGCAAAGAUUCUAGUAGAGUUGACGGAAUAUAUUGGGAAGCAAUGAAGAAGCGUCCUUUAAAGCCGCCGGCGACGCAUCCAUUGCCGACCAAUAGAGUGAGAGCUUCAUUUAUCCUCAGACACUCCGACAUAAUAAUGCUCAAGAAUCGGAUCUUGUCGGCGAAGCCAAACAUAGAUCGAGUCUCCACUUUUGUGGUUGCGGCGGCCUAUGUCUGGACCGCCUUGGAGAAAUCCUUGGGUCCUGCUGAAAAUGAAGAUGUGGUGUACUAUAUUGCGGCCGACGGCACGGGGAGGCCGAACGCGCUGUUCGAUCCACCUGUGCCGGUGAAUUACUUCGGCAAUUGCUUAGGUAGCGGGAGGGUGAGAGUGAAGCAUCGGAGGUUGGCGGCGGAGGAUGGAUUUGUUGCGGCGGCGGAGGCUAUUGUUGAUGAGAUAAAGACCAAAAUUUACAACGGAGAUGAGUUUCUUAAAAGCCCGGAGAAUCUGUUGACGGAGAUGCCGAAAUAUAAGGGCAUGAGGGCUAUGGCGAUGACUGGUUCCCCCAAGUUCGAUUACGCGGAGGCGGAUUUCGGAUGGGGGGAGGCGGAGAAGGUGGAGGUUCUGUCGUUGGACGGGGGAUAUUCGAUGUCGUUGUCUAACUCCGGUGACGGAGAUUUGGUCGUCGGUAUGUCGUUGACCAAGGAGGAGAUGGAGGCUUUUGCUUCUAUGUUUGCAACUGGUGUCAAGGUCAAAUAA
Messenger RNA from Salvia splendens (bonfire salvia), 1359 nucleotides. RefSeq names its product malonyl-coenzyme:anthocyanin 5-O-glucoside-6'''-O-malonyltransferase-like. The transcript has 2 exons. The record is from RefSeq and is a predicted model, not a curated record. NCBI's taxonomy places the organism in Eukaryota, Viridiplantae, Streptophyta, Magnoliopsida, Lamiales, Lamiaceae. The coding region runs from base 1 to 1359 and encodes 452 amino acids.